CUUACAAAAUAGGUAAUAGUAAUAAUAAUCACUUAUUAUUAUUACAUGAAGCUACAUGAAUGCGUAAGAUCUUAGAGGAAGACAGCAGAGAGAAAUUAAAGAUCCCAGGGUUAAAAGCUGGAGAAAUUUCACUGUACAUCAUCCAAAAAAGGAGUCCAUGAUGGAGGCCGAGACACACUUGGAGAGGACAGGAAGAUGCCACCCAAGCGCAUAGCUAAAAGAAGGUCACCCCCAGAAGAUGCCAUCCCCAAAAACAAGAAGGUGAAGGGCGCGAAAGCCGCGGCAUCUUUUGCAGCCUCCCACUGCGUUCCCGGCGCCCACUCCAGCCAAGUCUCACACAGGUCCCACAGCACAGAACCCGGCUUGGUGCUGACACUGGGCCAGGGCGAUGUAGGCCAGCUGGGGCUGGGUGAGAAUGUGAUGGAGAGGAAGAAACCGGCCCUGGUAUCCAUUCCAGAGGAUGUUGUGCAGGCUGAGGCUGGUGGCAUGCAUACCGUGUGUCUAAGCAAAAGUGGCCAGGUCUACUCCUUCGGCUGCAAUGAUGAGGGUGCCCUAGGAAGGGACACAUCAGUGGAGGGCUCAGAGACGGUCCCUGGGAAAGUGGAGCUGCAAGAGAAGGUGGUACAGGUGUCAGCAGGAGACAGCCACACAGCAGCCCUCACCGAUGAUGGCCGUGUCUUCCUCUGGGGCUCCUUCCGGGACAAUAAUGGUGUGAUCGGACUGUUGGAGCCCAUGAAGAAGAGCAUGGUGCCCGUACAGGUCCAGCUGGAUGUGCCUGUGGUGAAGGUAGCCUCAGGAAACGACCACUUGGUGAUGCUGACAGCUGAUGGUGACCUCUACACCUUGGGCUGCGGGGAACAGGGCCAACUAGGCCGUGUGCCUGAGUUAUUUGCCAACCGUGGUGGCCGGCAAGGCCUUGAACGACUCCUCGUCCCAAAGUGUGUAUUGCUGAAAUCCAGGGGAAGCCGGGGCCACGUGAGAUUCCAGGAUGCCUUCUGUGGCGCCUAUUUCACCUUUGCCAUCUCUCGCGAGGGCCACGUGUACGGCUUUGGCCUCUCCAACUACCAUCAGCUUGGAACUCCGGGCACAGAAUCUUGCUUCAUACCCCAGAACCUAACAUCCUUCAAGAAUUCCACCAAGUCCUGGGUGGGUUUCUCUGGUGGCCAGCAUCAUACAGUCUGCAUGGAUUCAGAAGGAAAAGCAUACAGCCUGGGUCGGGCUGAAUAUGGGCGGCUGGGCCUCGGGGAGGGUGCUGAGGAGAAGAGCAUACCCACCCUCAUCUCCAGGCUACCUGCUGUCUCCUCAGUGGCUUGUGGGGCCUCUGUGGGGUAUGCUGUGACCAAGGAUGGUCGUGUUUUCGCCUGGGGCAUGGGCACCAACUACCAGCUGGGCACAGGACAGGAUGAAGACGCCUGGAGCCCUGUGGAGAUGACAGGCAAACAGCUGGAGAACCGUGUGGUCUUAUCUGUGUCCAGCGGGGGCCAACAUACAGUCUUAUUAGUCAAGGACAAGGAACAGAGCUGAUGAAGCCUCUGAGGGCCUGGCUUCUGGCCCACACGAACUCCCUCACAGAACAGGGAAGCAGUGACAGCUGCAGAUCACAGCAGGCCUCUCCCCAGCCCUGAGCACUGUGUCAGCUCCUGCCUUUUCCCAUCAGCAGAACAGGAUCAUUUUCCUCUUUUUCUUCCUCCUCUGGAAUUCUCCUGGGACCUACAGAAUGAAGUGGGGGGGAUGAACAGGGGGUUUUUCAGAAGAAACAUGGCUCACUCCAGAGCUAUAUGGUUGGAUGUUUCUCCCCUCUUCCCCACCUUCCAUAGUCCUGGCUGGCCCUGCUUUGCCUACUAGAAAACCAAAACUUCCUCCCGUGGGGUUUGGUGCCUGCCCUCUGAGCAGUUGGGACUCCAUCAAGCCCCAUUCUAGUCAUGUGCCCCUUUCCUGUCCCUCACAAUCCACAAGCAAACAAAUGGUACAGUCAUAAGACCCAUCUGUCAUGGACUUACGCCCAGAGAACGUGCAGAAAAAGCAGAGCUGCAUGGCUGUGGGCAACUCUAAGCCAAAUAUUUGGCUCAGAACAGGUGUUCAUAGGACAAGAAAAAAGUGGUUCUCCCAGAAGCACAAAGCAUGCUCUUGCUUCUUGGGCACUGCCUGUGUACAUCCCACCCAUCCAUUUGGCUUCACCUGCAGCCAAGGGCCUGGAAUUGCAAAGAGUAGCCACGCUGGGCAGAGCAGGGCAUGGGGUGGGGAGAGAGGGUAGAGGGUUUUAUAAACAAACUUAUAGUAAUAUUGAAAGAGAAGGGAUUGAGGGAAGGACAGAGUGUUCAAGGGGCAGAGACUAGCCCUGAGAUGGAAACAGUAACUUGUACAGUGGCUGAGAAAAUAGAACAUAGUUUUUGAUUUUUUUAAAUUGUAAAAUAUUUUGGAGGGGAGAACGAAAUCUUUUAACACUUUUAAUAAAUUUAGAGUUUUGUAAAAUAGG
Sapajus apella (tufted capuchin) is the source of this 2476-nucleotide messenger RNA. It is a transcript of the gene RCC1, whose product is annotated as regulator of chromosome condensation 1. The coding region runs from base 196 to 1524 and encodes 442 amino acids. Gene Ontology annotation, molecular function: guanyl-nucleotide exchange factor activity. Gene Ontology annotation, cellular component: cytoplasm. NCBI's taxonomy places the organism in Eukaryota, Metazoa, Chordata, Mammalia, Primates, Cebidae. The record is from RefSeq and is a predicted model, not a curated record. The transcript has 11 exons.